Fulmarus glacialis (Northern fulmar) is the source of this 981-nucleotide messenger RNA. Its product is annotated as scm-like with four MBT domains protein 1. The record is from RefSeq and is a predicted model, not a curated record. The transcript has 6 exons. The annotation marks the transcript as partial. Gene Ontology annotation, molecular function: transcription corepressor activity; histone binding. Lineage: Eukaryota; Metazoa; Chordata; Aves; Procellariiformes; Procellariidae.
GUUCUCACUUUAUUGAUCAAUGCAGCUUACAAACCUAGCCGUGUCUUGCGAGAACUGCAGUUGGAUGAAGAGGCUGCAUGGCAUGGGCAUGGAGAGACCCUAAAAGCCAAGUACAAAGGGAAGAGCUACCGUGCAACUGUGGAAGUUGUGAGGACGGCAGAUCGGGUGGCAGAUUUCUGUAGAAAAACAUGUAUCAAGCUGGAAUGUUGUCCAAACCUCUUUGGCCCUCAGAUGGUGCUGGAUAAGUGCUCAGAGAACUGCUCUGUCCUGACAAAGACUAAAUACACACACUAUUAUGGAAAGCGGAAAAACAAGCGGAUAGGUAGGCCUCCAGGUGGACACAGUAACCUGGAAGUAGCCAUGAAGAAACCAAAUAAAAGACGGAAGAGACGAAAACAUUUUUUUGUUCAUAAGAAGAAACGUUCUUCUACUUCAGUGGAUAACACUCCAGCUGGAUCUCCCCAGGGCAGUGGGGGAGAAGAGGAGGAUGACCAGGACGAGGUAGAUGAAGAAUCUCUGACUGAGGAUAGUACCUCAGAGCACCAAGACGAAUUGCUUGAGGAGUCAGAGGUAUCAGAGAAGAAAUCACUGUCAUCCUCUCCUACACAGAGUGAACUGUCUCAUUCCCUGGCUCAGGACCGAGACAAGCGGAAAAGGAAGCUCAGGACCUUUUCCUUUUCUGAUGAUGAAAAUAAACCUCCUUCACCAAAGGACAUAAAGAUAGAAGUUGCUGAAAAGCUGCAGCUGGACAGUAACCCUCUGGAAUGGAGCGUGGCUGACGUUGUACGAUUCCUCAAGUCCACUGACUGUGCACCACUGGCAAGAAUUUUCCUUGAUCAGGAAAUCGAUGGCCAGGCACUGCUGCUGCUGACCCUGCCCACCGUUCAGGAGUGUAUGGACUUGAAGCUUGGGCCAGCUAUUAAACUUUGCCAUCACAUUGAGAGGGUCAAACUUGCCUUUUACCAGCAGUUUGCUAACUGA